Molecule: messenger RNA, 1725 nt
Organism: Symbiodinium necroappetens
Lineage: Eukaryota; Dinophyceae; Suessiales; Symbiodiniaceae
Source: the annotation of a GenBank genome assembly
AUGGCCAUGGCACAACACUUUUCAGCUCUACAGACCUGCUGUCACGCAGAGGCUGGGAAGGAAGAGCUCGAAGCGAACCUCGCCGGAAAAUGCUGCAAAUCGUCGAGCGAUUCUGCAUGUGAAGCGGUGUUCAGCAAUGAAUCUCAUCAGUAUGCGGCCAAGCCGCCGGAUUUUGCGAAGUCAGAGGAGUACUACAUCCACCCCUCAUUUGAGGACCACGACACAAUGUCAGGGCAUGAUGAAGCAUGCUCACACCCCUCACACCACAGAUCUACCUCGGAUUUGCCAGCUGAGAGGAUCAGCUCGAAGCUGACAGACCUUACAGGAAUCGAUAUCACAGACAGCAGUCUGAUGCGAGGGAUCUCCCUGCGCAAAACACUUCGGCAAGGAGGCAGUCUCUGGUUGUGCGACCCAUCUGCCUUGACCAAGCCACAAAGGUUGAAGUUGUACACUGCUUCGAGGCAGACAUCGAGAUAUGAUAAGUUCUUAUCGCACACAUGGCACACAUCGGGAGGAUGGAAGCUCCUUGCGCUGAUGAUGCACACAGGCUGGCAUGCCUUCUUGAUUUCUUGGGUGCUUGGGGUAGCCGUGGCAUUCGCGCUCGUUCUGCUCGAUGUGCUGCCGCAAACAACUGUUUGGGAAGCCCAUGCCGUUGGCUUCGAUGGCACGAUUCCCUACGGCUUCUGGGUCUCGACCGUGUCAGUUCCCACAGCAAUUGGAGGGCUGCUCUUGUACCCGUAUCUUCCACAUCGCAGCUCCGACAUGUGUUUCUUGGAUUACGUCUGCGUGGACCAGACAGACACAGCCAGAAUGCAGCAAGGCAUCAGAUCCAUUGGAGCCUUUUUGGCAUCGUCCAAAGAGCUGCGUGUGCUGUGGAGUGCACCAUACCUCAAGAGGUUGUGGUGCGUCUUUGAGUUGGCAGCAUUCCGCAAACUGAACCCGCAGGGCCAGAUCAUCAUCUCACCAUUGCUGAGUGAGGCAACUGUGUACUUGAUGUUUCUGUGGGUGCAGCUGGCAUCUGCUGCUUUUCUCGCGGUGCGGACCGGGCCCAAUGGUGGAGAUCCACUGCGAUUUCUGAUGUUGUUGGUCGGCUCGUUCUUGCUGCUGUUUCCUACAUUGUUUCAUGCAGGCAGGACGAAGCACCGGGCAGACAAGCUGUUACAGGCUCAGCUGAGCAGCUUCGAUGUGACAAAGGUCGAAUGCUCGAGCGAGUUCGACAAGCAGAGCAUCCAUGAAGCCAUCAUCUCGUGGUAUGGAAGUUUGGAUGCUUUUUCAAAUCACAUCCGGGGGCCAUUCCGCUUGGAAGUCACUGAAUUACUGCGUACGCAGGGGAGCCUGUCACCCCAGUACAUCUACAUCGCUACACUCCCGAUUUUCUGCCUUUCGCUGGAAGGUCUGCUGGCACUAUCGAAGGCUGGCGCUCCCUGGCAGUCGAUCUUGGGAUUCUUCUUGGCGCAUGUGCUUGGCCUCGAUGUGCUUUGGCUUCCUGCUGUCGCAAAUUUUGGGGCCUACAUGACCAAGCGUGGCUUGCGAGUGUGCGGUCGCAGGAUGAUGCCCUACUCGCUUGAGUUUACGAUUGUAUUCGUGCUUUCUUCCAUUCUCUUCGUGGCUGGUGGCUUCUGCACCGUCAUCGUGAGUGCCCAGAGUUUGACAACAGUGCUCGUAUGGGUCCUUGUAGCGCUUGUUUUUGCUUUCGGUUGCUGGAAGUUCUGUUGGCGCGUUUGA